AGGCGAACGGUUUCAUGGCCCUUUUCCUGAUUUCCCAUGCGAUUUUCCCCACCGCAUUCUUUCUCUAUGGCGUCCAAACCAAUAGUCGAUGUCCUUGUCUGCAGUCCUUAAAAAAAAAGCCCCUGUCAUUCGUUGGGUGGAAGUAGCGAGCAGCCCAAACCUUCGACACCGCGGUGGUCAUCGGUUCGUUUCCCCGCCGGAGGAGGAAGAUUUCGACCUGACCUCGGCUAUGAGAGGUGCAGAGAUUUCACACAGCUCCAUCCGAGAGCCGAGGAGCACGAAUAUGGAUUACCCAUCGUCUCUGGGUCCAGAUGUGAGCAGUGAUGAAUGCGUGAGGAGUAGGAAGCACGUCUGCGCAAAUUACGGCCACACAAAAGAGCGACAGUGGGAAACACCCAUCACGUGAUCGCAGAUCCCCCCCAUGCCAUUGGCCAGAGGCGUCGGCCUGCUUUCGCCUUGAACCCACACCAUGCAGAAAGCAACGUACUACGAUAACUCUGGACUUUUUGGAGGCUAUUCCUACCCCAAACCAGACUCCUAUAACUAUGGCCCGGCGGCCCACCAGGCCUACACCACGUCCAGCCUCGAGAAUGACUACCAGGCCUCGUUGUGUCCAAUUCAGACCACGGCGGUUCGCCCCCCCACCCUUAAGGACACGGACCUAAACGGAGACUGCAUGCGUCAGGCAAGCAGCAAUCAGAGCAACAGUCAACCGCCUAGUAUUGGGGAGCCGCCAGCCCCCCCGCUGUCCGCCACGUCCCCCGCCCCAAACUCCUCUUCGUCACAGAAGAAGAAGACCCCCACUAACGGUGCUACUAACACCUCCGCCCCGGUGAUUACAAAGCAGAUCUUCCCGUGGAUGAAGGAGAGCCGACAGAACGCCAAGCAGAAAGGCAGCGGCUGUACGUCCGCAGGUGAGGUGAGUGACGAGAAGAGCCCGCCCGGGCCCGCCUCUAAACGGGUCAGGACUGCUUACACCAGCGCCCAGCUGGUGGAACUGGAGAAGGAGUUCCACUUUAACAGGUACCUGUGCCGCCCGCGGCGCGUCGAGAUGGCCAACCUCCUGAAUCUCACCGAGCGCCAAAUAAAGAUCUGGUUUCAAAACAGACGGAUGAAAUACAAGAAGGACCAGAAGGCCAAGGGGAUCAUGCACUCUCCCCUCGGACACUCCCCCGACAGGAGUCCGCCGAUGAACGGCCCCAGUCACCUCGGAUACUCCGGGCAGAUCCCGGGCGUCAACACCCUGAGCUAUGACGCGCCGUCGCCCCCGUCCUUCGCCAAACCCCAACAAAACAUGUACGGCCUGGCCGCGUACACGGCACCGCUAGGCGGCUGCCUGCCGCAGCAGAAGAGGUACCCGGGGUCCGAGUACGAACAUCACAGCAUGCAGAGCAAUGGCUUUGCCAACGCUAAUUUACAAGGCAGCCCCGUGUACGUCGGUGGGAACUUUGUUGAUUCCAUGCCAGCCUCGGGCCCCAUGUUCAACCUCGGCCAUCUCCCCCACCCCUCCUCCGCCAGCGUGGACUACAGCUGUGCCGCCCAAAUCCCGGGCAACCACCACCAUGGACCCUGCGACCCCCACCCCACGUACACAGACCUCACCUCACACCAAGCGUCUCAGGGAAGGCUUCAGGAAGCGCCUAAACUUACGCAUUUGUAAUAUGUGGUUUCCGACGUGUGUGCCAAAAGUAUGUCGCGAUGUUUUAUUACCUCACUUAGUCUAAUAACACUCCGAGCGAGUCAUGUGUAUUAUUACAGUAUUAUUGAUAUUGAUAUUAAUGCUAUCGUGUGAUUAUUUCCCUAAAUUCAGCUCUGUCCAUUACCUUUUUAUUUCAGUUUGGAGGAUUCGUAUGCAACACGUUAACUCGUUUAUCUUCCUUUGUUGUGCAAUGAGCAAAUUUGGAGACAAAAAAAAAUUAUGUUCCAUUACUUGAAGGUGAGUCCGUAUAACACGACAUUAGAUUGUCAUCUUUAGUAGAAAAAAUUACGGUUAGUAAAAAAAAUGAAGAAAAAUCCCAAUCUGUUGUCAUUAUCCCGUUUUGAUUCAAAGGUAUCGUAUUUAUUUAUUUUAUUCCCAUUGCGUCGCAUUAUCUCUUGUACUAGCAUAUCGCCUAUUUAUUGUUUAACGACUUUUGUAUUGCACAUUAUUUAUCCUUUAUAUGCGAAUAUUUAAAUGUGAUGUUUCUUUUGUAUGAUUGGAGGAUUAUUGCACUUGAAGCGUGCAGGUGAAACAGGGUUCGGCUUUUGCUCGCAGGAUAAGCCUAUUGUUGGGAAAUGUAAUUUCUAAUUGUAAACGUGGGAUUUAAAGGGAUGUCUGCCGGUGUGUGAGCAUCACUGGGCCCUUCGUGGUUCCAAUUUUGUGUCAAACUUCGAGGCUAAAGCGAAACGUAGACUAUCGAAUACUAGGCAUCCAUUUACAAACCAGCAUGUCAUUUUGCGUAGCUCAUUUCUACUUAUUUUUUUCUUGGUUUUACCAUUGUUAUUUAAUUCAGUUUGGAUAUCCAUACAUUUACGAAGGCCUAAUGAUAUCGAAAUGUUAUAUUUUAUUGUGUUUAACAUUUUGUAAAUAAAGUGCUCAAAUAUA
This is a messenger RNA of Gadus macrocephalus (Pacific cod), 2584 nucleotides long. RefSeq names its product homeobox D3a (gene hoxd3a). Gene Ontology annotation, cellular component: nucleus. The coding region runs from base 470 to 1660 and encodes 396 amino acids. Lineage: Eukaryota; Metazoa; Chordata; Actinopteri; Gadiformes; Gadidae. Gene Ontology annotation, molecular function: DNA-binding transcription factor activity, RNA polymerase II-specific; RNA polymerase II cis-regulatory region sequence-specific DNA binding. Gene Ontology annotation, biological process: regulation of transcription by RNA polymerase II. The transcript has 4 exons. The record is from RefSeq and is a predicted model, not a curated record.